Molecule: messenger RNA, 992 nt
Organism: Gekko japonicus
Lineage: Eukaryota; Metazoa; Chordata; Lepidosauria; Squamata; Gekkonidae
Product: adenosine deaminase domain-containing protein 2-like
Exons: 6
Biological process (GO): RNA processing; adenosine to inosine editing
Cellular component (GO): cytoplasm; nucleolus
Molecular function (GO): double-stranded RNA adenosine deaminase activity; double-stranded RNA binding; tRNA-specific adenosine deaminase activity
Source: RefSeq, a predicted model, not a curated record
AGGUGGCCGGGAGUCAGAGCUCCUGCAGGGAGACCUACGAGCUGGUUGCCCUGGGGACGGGAGACGUUUGCUACGAGGGUUGGAUGGAGUUCGAUGGCCGGACCCUCCACGAUAUGCACGGGCUGGUGGUGGCCCGCAGAGCGCUGAUGAGGUACUUCUACAAGCAGCUGCUCAUGUUCUGCAGCAAAGACCCGGCGGCUGUGGAGAAAUGCAUCUUCUGCCUCACAAAGGACGGGACGCGCUUGGCUCUGAAACCGGGGUUCUUCCUGCAUCUCUAUCUGACCCGCCGGCCCAGCGGAGCCCUGGCGAACUUCCAGGUCACGACAUUACAGCCAAAUAUGCCUGUUGAGGUCUACAUCAGCGUGAAAGGCACGCUGAGACCCAUUGCCUACUGCCGUCCCAGCACUCUGGCCGCCUGCGUCUACUGCGUGUCCGGCAGCGACAAGCUGACCCGCUGGACCAUCUUGGGUGUCCAGGGGGCUCUCUUGAGCCACGUCAUCCACCCGGUCUACAUCACCAGCAUCGUCCUGGCCGACGCCUACCAAGACAUCGCCGUCCUCCACCAGGUCAUCAACGGCCGGCUGCAGCUAGCCCAGGAGAGCCUGCCGGAGCCGUACCGCCAGAGCCCCGUGCACCUCUUCGAAGGCCCCGGAGUCGCCCCUCUCAACGUGUCGCCUAUAUGCCACUCCUGGAGCUUCAACUGGUGCGGUGGAGACGAAGCGCUGGAACUCGUGAACGGGGCGGUCGGGAAGGCCGCGCGGGAGGAGGCUAGGUCCUCUCUCUUCAUCUCCUUCGCCACUUUCCUGAAGAACUUCAGCAUAGCUGCCUUGCAAAGCCGACUGGGGCGGCAGAAGUCGUCCACGUUCAUGAUGCUGACGGAGGUUCAUGCAGAGGACUACCAGAAUGUCAAACAGCAGGUCUACGCCCAGCUGAGCUUGCAGGACUUCGGCAAGUGGUCCCAAAAGCGGCUCGUGGACAUCUUUGCGAGCUGA